AUGUCCUUUUCGAUAGUUGGCGCAAUCAUUUCUGUGAAGCCAAAAGAGCCGCAAUUCUUUCUGAGCUUGGCUAAGAAGUAUGGAAGUAGUUCCUGCAGAUCUAUGAUCAACGAUGUUGCUAACAUUACGUUACAAGCUAAUCAGUCAAUUCGAGUAUCGCCAACACUGUUGCUGUUCCCGCGUCCGUCUGCUUUGAAAGAUAUCUUCUGGGAUCUACGGUGCAAUCAAAAGGCUGUGCGGUACAAUAGCCCUGCAUUGGGCCCACCUCAUUUGUUCACGACAGUAGACGGUAACGAGCAUCGUGCUCUUCGCAAGGGACUUUCAUCCGCUCCUUGGGCUAUAGAUCCACUCAAGAACGCUUGGGAGUCUCGCUUCGAUGAUAAAUUCAACCUCUUCGUAGCGAAGAUGCGUGAGCAUGCGGCAGCGAAACGCUCGAUUUUUCUCUCUGACAAAGGGUCCGAGUUUGCCGCCGACAUCAUGAGUAUGAUUGCUUUCGGAGAUCCAUUUGGAUUUGGGAGUGUUUGA
This is a messenger RNA of Parastagonospora nodorum SN15, 525 nucleotides long. RefSeq lists its product as hypothetical. NCBI's taxonomy places the organism in Eukaryota, Fungi, Ascomycota, Dothideomycetes, Pleosporales, Phaeosphaeriaceae. The coding region runs from base 1 to 525 and encodes 174 amino acids. The record is from RefSeq and is a predicted model, not a curated record. Gene Ontology annotation, molecular function: heme binding; iron ion binding; oxidoreductase activity, acting on paired donors, with incorporation or reduction of molecular oxygen. The transcript is spliced from 2 exons.